Molecule: messenger RNA, 304 nt
Organism: Ylistrum balloti
Lineage: Eukaryota; Metazoa; Mollusca; Bivalvia; Pectinida; Pectinidae
Product: large ribosomal subunit protein bL27-like
Exons: 2
Biological process (GO): translation
Cellular component (GO): ribosome; cytosolic large ribosomal subunit
Molecular function (GO): structural constituent of ribosome
Source: RefSeq, a predicted model, not a curated record
AUGGCGCAUAAAAAAGGUGGUGGUAGCACAAAAAAUGGUCGUGACUCUGUCUCUAAACGGCUUGGAGUAAAGGUUUUUGGAGGCGAACACAUAAAUGGUGGCGGCAUCAUUGUGCGACAGCGAGGAACCACGUUUCAUCCAGGCCAUGGUGGGGCUGGAUCUGUGAGUUUUAGGAGGGAGAAAUACAUUCCUAGAGGCGGUCCAGAUGGUGGCAAUGGGGGAAGAGGAGGGGAUGUUAUUAUCCGAUGCUCGGCCCAUGAGCGUACCCUUAGAAAACUACGUAUCAAAAAAACAUAUUCAGCAG